Messenger RNA from Ixodes scapularis (black-legged tick), 830 nucleotides. RefSeq lists its product as uncharacterized. The coding region runs from base 223 to 648 and encodes 141 amino acids. The record is from RefSeq and is a predicted model, not a curated record. NCBI's taxonomy places the organism in Eukaryota, Metazoa, Arthropoda, Arachnida, Ixodida, Ixodidae. The transcript has 2 exons.
CUUAGAUUGGAGCACUUCAUUUAAGCAUCUGCCUGCAUUAAUAUAUGUAAAUAUUUUUCACAUAGUACUUAGCCACGCUCUUAAAUAGCUUGAGGGCGAUUGUAGCAGUAUGAUGGAAUCAUCCUAACCGUAGGCAGAAGAAAAAGAUAUGUCAUGGUUGCGUCUGGGACCAUUCCAGAUCUUCGUUCAGUGGGUAAGGUCAACUUGCAUAACUACUGAGUUAUGACAGGCAUCAAGGCCCCGCCAGCCACAGAGCCGCUCCUACCAGGACUGCAGACGGUUCUCAAUUUCAACGAUGACAUCUUUCAGAGAGAGCUACGCGAGCUGCGCGAAAGCCGUCUCCACACGUACGCUGGGACCAUCUUCGCUCGCAGCGGUCUGGUUCCAACCAUGGCUUCGCGGAGCAGCAUCACCAUGACGGGCCAGAACCUCUCGCCCGUGUUCGAGCACGCCGUGAGGGGAGAAUCCGAGAACUCGGACCAGGAGUCGCCCGGCACAGCUCCCCAGCUGGCCAGAGCCUACACCCCAGACUUCAUGGAGUUCUCCCUAGACCCCGCCGCUGCACCGGCUACGUCCACAGUCAAGGAUCCCAAGAAGAGCGCCAAAGCGAAGGGCGGGCCAUCAGGAACACCGGAUGCCUUUUGUUAAAUAUGGAAAUACACAAUGCAUUAUAUGAUACCCAGCCUCGACCACCUGAGGUACAUCAAGUCAACUCUGACGUCACGGCACUGCGCAUGCGCAGACACUUUAUCUCACGAAAAUUGGAUUUCUGCGCACGCGCAGAGAUCUACACCUUGUGUGGACAAAACACGCUUGUUUGUAAUCAGCGA